GUUUGGUAAUCUAGAGAUUCUUAGCCUUUCCGAUUCACACGUGUGCCUGGGCUUGGUUUGCUGUCAAAACAAGCUUGCUGUUGUUUAAGAUUGGAAGUAGAUCCUCUGAGAAGCAUAUAUUCAGCGUCGCGGCCAGCAACAGUUUUCGGACGAGAGAGAAACCACCCCGCUUGAGAUUGAAUAUCACACCCCCACAUCGCAUCAACAGUUACAAGAUGUCCGCAAACUCCGAAAAGCCAUGGGCUGUUGAAGACGUUGCCGCGUCAAUGAUUGGCGGGGCACCAGAGUCCGGAUCUGAGUCGCCAGUUCCAUUCUUCCACAUGCUUCAACAGUUAAAAACUACGAAGAGAGAGGGAUGGAGGAGAUUCGGCAUUGACCAGGGAGAGUCGAUCGCAGACCACAUGUACCGCAUGUCUCUCAUUACCAUGUUCGCGCCGCCCUCGUUAUCGUCUAAACUCAACAUCCCCCACUGCACGAAGAUGGCCCUUAUCCAUGACAUGGCUGAGGCUCUUGUCGGAGACAUAACCCCAAUGGACGGCGUAUCGAAGCCAGAGAAGUCAAGACGGGAGUCAACGACCAUGGAUUACUUCGUCAAUGGCCUCCUCGGGAAGGUCAACGGCGGCAUGACCGGCAAGGAUAUAAUGGCAAUCUGGCAAGAGUAUGAGGACAGCGUGACCCUGGAAAGUCAGUUUGUCCAUGACGUGGAUAAGAUCGAGCUUAUCCUACAGAUGUUCGAAUACGAAAAGUCGAAGCAGGGAAAGCUUGAUCUGGGGGAGUUCACUUGGGUCGCAACGAAGAUUAAGAUGCCAGAAGUUAAGGCAUGGAGUGAUGCUGUGAUGAAGGAGAGAGAGGAGUUUUGGAAGGCAAAUGGCGGGGUGUACACUGAUUUCUCGAAUGAGGGCGAUGAGAAGAAGACUGAGAAGCGUGAGAAACACGUCGCGACUCUUAACGAGUAUUACGGCAAGGAGGGAAAAUAGAGUGGAACCAAGGGAUGAAAUAUUUAGACAUUGUUAUCCAUCGGAUGGUGGCUUGGUUGUGUUUAUAGAUUUACUUCACUUGAACUGUGCAAUCUUAUCGAUUAGACUAGAGCUUCAUUUUGCGAAUUUGCUAUGGCAACCAGACCCCUGCAAUUAUGUGGAUCUCGGUCAAGCUAUCAAACUUUCCCUAUCGCCCUGCAUAUUGAUGAAUUUCAAAUCCAU
This is a messenger RNA of Pseudogymnoascus verrucosus, 1199 nucleotides long. RefSeq lists its product as uncharacterized. The record is from RefSeq and is a predicted model, not a curated record. Gene Ontology annotation, cellular component: cytoplasm. The coding region runs from base 216 to 977 and encodes 253 amino acids. Gene Ontology annotation, molecular function: 5'-deoxynucleotidase activity. The transcript is spliced from 3 exons. Lineage: Eukaryota; Fungi; Ascomycota; Leotiomycetes; Thelebolales; Thelebolaceae.